Molecule: messenger RNA, 1314 nt
Organism: Sorghum bicolor (sorghum)
Lineage: Eukaryota; Viridiplantae; Streptophyta; Magnoliopsida; Poales; Poaceae
Product: soluble inorganic pyrophosphatase
Exons: 7
Coding region: 365-1054 (229 amino acids)
Biological process (GO): phosphate-containing compound metabolic process
Cellular component (GO): cytoplasm
Molecular function (GO): inorganic diphosphate phosphatase activity; magnesium ion binding
Source: RefSeq, a predicted model, not a curated record
GGUGACGCCAUUGCCGCGCGACGCGACGAAGUUUCCCACGCCAGCCCGGCACCGCAUCGGCACCGAGACCCACGUGCCGCCUACGACUCAGACGCGUCGACCAGGCCCCCCCUCUCCAUCCCCACCACCAACUCCGGCGCUCCCUCCCCUUCCAGGCCUAUAUAUACGCGCGGUCCGGCUGCAGUGUUCGCCGUGUCCUCAUCAUUUCCCAAAAUCCCAACUACUAGCGUUUAUACUAGUUUAUUACGGGGAGACACGAGCGGCGCGCGUCGACCGGCGGCCUCCCUCCGCAGCCGCCCGAGAUCGAUCUCAGUCUUCCGGCACCGGCAGGGUACGUACAGAGUAGUAGAGGCAGCAGCGGAAGAUGAGCCACCCGGAGAACGGAGGAGCCAGCAACGGGCACGCCGCCGAGGAGCAUCAGGACGUGAUGAUGGAGGUGGAGCCGAAGCAGCGCCGGGCGCCGCGGCUCAACGAGCGGAUCCUCUCGUCGCUGUCGCGGAGGUCCGUCGCCGCGCACCCCUGGCACGACCUCGAGAUCGGUCCUGAAGCUCCGGCCGUCUUCAACGUCGUCGUGGAGAUCACCAAGGGGAGCAAGGUGAAGUACGAGCUGGACAAGAAGACGGGGCUCAUCAAGGUGGACCGCGUCCUCUACUCCUCCGUCGUCUACCCUCACAACUACGGCUUCAUCCCCCGGACGCUCUGCGAGGACAACGACCCCAUGGACGUCCUCGUCCUCAUGCAGGAACCAGUCCUUCCCGGCGCCUUCCUCCGCGCCAGGGCCAUCGGCCUCAUGCCUAUGAUAGAUCAGGGGGAGAAGGACGACAAGAUCAUCGCCGUCUGCGCCGACGAUCCCGAGUACCGCCACUACAACGACAUCAGCGAGCUCUCUCCGCACCGCCUCCAGGAGAUCCGCCGCUUCUUCGAAGACUACAAGAAGAACGAGAACAAGGAGGUGGCCGUCAACGACUUCCUGCCCGCCGCAGCUGCCCGUGAAGCCAUCCAGUACUCCAUGGACCUGUACGGUCAGUACAUUAUGCAGACCCUGCGGCGGUAGAGCGAGCGUGCCCCAUCUUUUCUCUCCCUACUACCAGAUCCCAUCUCAUGCGAGCUGAAGCAAAAGCCCAGAUCAUCAGAACAUCUGGGAUCAAGACACAUGAGUUGUCAAGCUUGUCGACCAUCUCUUUCCAGCGAUAUUUUAGCCUGUAUCUUCCCUUAUUAGUCUUUUGGAAUAUGUCCACAGUGUGGUUUGAUCUAUGUACUCCUCUUCUACGUUUUUGUAGCAUGAAUCAAUAAAAAAUUAAUACUAGUAUGCUA